CGUUGUGAAGCCCACACGCCACUAUACUGUCUUCCUUUCUGAAGAUUCCUCUGAUGAUGAGUUCCUGCAGGAGGAAGAUCCUGUGUCUGCCUUCUCUGAAAACUUUAUCUUCUCUGCUCCCUUUGAAUGGCCUCAGCAGUAUCGAACCUUGAAGGAAUCAAGUGAUGGUGAUGAAAUGAUCAGCCCAGAAAAGGAGGGUGACUCUUUCACUGAACAAGAACAACCAAAUAAGGAUAUAAAUCUUCUUGAGGAUAUUUUUAGUAAUAUAGAUCUACCAUCACAGCCACCACUUCUGAAUCAAGCCAAGAGUCUUGAAGAUCUUAGAACUCCCAAAGAGGACCAUGAAGACCAGUUCACAUUUGAUUAUCAGAGAAUGGAUUUUUCAAUCCCGGAGAGAAAUCGUUUGAUGCCAACAAUAAAGCACAGCCACCCUUACAACAAAUUGUGGGGCUUGGGGCAGGAUGAUAUGGCAAUUCCAAAUAAAUACAUUCAAACAUCACCAGAACGAUACCAGACCUUCCCCAGGAGUGACACAAACACCCCACAAAGGGAGUUACUCUCUAUAGAACAAGAUGCACCAUCUAGCAGCAACCAAAGCAGUAUCACUAUCCCACGACCACAAGGAAGAAAGACUCCAGAGCUGGGAAUAGUUCCACCUCCGCCAGCACCUAGACUCUCUAAACAGCAGAAUGCAUCAACAUCGACAGAACCAGGGAAACAGCUUGGGGAUAGUACUGGCUUCCCUCUUCAAACAGCAAUAGGACCUUUUGCAGAAGUGCUAGCAGCCGACAGCAACAGACAGGUUCCUGAUUCCAGUUCUGUUGACCUUCUGCAACCCGUUAAAGUUGCCACAGAUGUUUACUUAAAUGAUGAUAUUCUAAGUCUUUUGGAUCCUUUAAAAACAGGUCAAAGACAUAGCGAAGGCUUGUCAGCCGUAGCUGGGAAUAUCCAGAGCACCGAAGCAUCUCAUUCUUCCAGUACUCCAUGCUUUGCUCCAUUGCAAAGUGAUUUUGCUUCUACAGUUUUUCCUCACCAGCUGGGUUUCUCUACCCCACGACCCCCAUUUGUGCAUUCACCACUUAAUCCAUUUAUACAAGUAAUGCCACCUGACCAGUCAGUGUCUAUUAUAGGUAUCGCAGCACGGCCAUUCACUCCUCCGGUUGUUUCCAACCCUCUUUUUACCAGAAGUGUGUUUUAUCACAGUCAACGACGUCCUGUUCCGGGUUUUUCACGAAGUAGUCUUUUAAGUCAAGUACCCUCAAGUUCACCAGCCAAUCCAAUAAUGCAUCAGAGUCACGCAACCUUAGAACCAACUCAAAAUGUUCCAUCUGUUAUCAGUGGUCCUGGAGGACAAAGAACUUUUCAUAUGACUCAACCCCAGGAUGGCAAGCCCAGGGAAUAUCCAGUCAUCCCUCCCAGACCUUCUAAAUUAUCAGACCCAGUCCUACUCCCCUCCAAACCAGGUCAGCCCAAUGAUCCUUUUGAAGAGCUGCUCAGUAAAACCAAACAAGCAGUAACACCAACACCUGGUAAAGUAGAACAGCUUCGAAAGCGGUGGGAGACAUUUGAGUGAGAUUCAGGUUCAUAAACUUUUGCUGCAAAGCAAAUGACACAGUUGUAAAGAAUGUUUGUUAGCUCUAAUGAAAGUGUUUGCUGAUAGAUUUCAGGCUUAAAUAUUUUCAA
Nanorana parkeri is the source of this 1683-nucleotide messenger RNA. RefSeq names its product DENN domain-containing protein 1A-like. Gene Ontology annotation, molecular function: phosphatidylinositol phosphate binding; guanyl-nucleotide exchange factor activity. Gene Ontology annotation, cellular component: clathrin-coated vesicle; cytosol. The record is from RefSeq and is a predicted model, not a curated record. NCBI's taxonomy places the organism in Eukaryota, Metazoa, Chordata, Amphibia, Anura, Dicroglossidae. Gene Ontology annotation, biological process: endocytosis; endocytic recycling. The transcript has 3 exons. The annotation marks the transcript as partial.